Medicago truncatula (barrel medic) is the source of this 1133-nucleotide messenger RNA. Its product is annotated as methyl-CpG-binding domain-containing protein 11. The record is from RefSeq and is a predicted model, not a curated record. The transcript is spliced from 2 exons. Gene Ontology annotation, molecular function: DNA binding. Bases 5 to 1030 code for a protein of 341 amino acids. NCBI's taxonomy places the organism in Eukaryota, Viridiplantae, Streptophyta, Magnoliopsida, Fabales, Fabaceae.
GAAAAUGGCGAGUUCAGUUGAGAAGGAAGGUUCUGGUGCUGUCGGUGCAGCUGCAGGUGCACCAGAAGAGCCUGUUUCGUUUGAGCUACCUGCUCCAUCUGGUUGGACCAAAAAGUUCUUUCCAAAAAAGUCAGGAACACCCAAGAAAAAUGAGAUUGUGUUCACUUCACCAACAGGAGAGGAGAUCCGUACCAAAAGGCAUCUGGAGAAGUAUUUGAAAACUAACGGUGGCCCAAACAUAUCAGAAUUUGAUUGGGGCACUGGGGAGACUCCAAGAAGAUCAUCGAGAAUUGUUGAGAAGGUCAAGGCAGCUCCUCCAGCAGAGCCAAAAAGUGACCCACCUAAGAAACGUAGCAGAAAGUCAUCAGCUUCAAAGAAAGCAGCUUCUGAGGACGAAGCAGAGGAGACAAAUGAUGUGGAAAUGCAAGAAGCUGGUGAAACUAAGGAUGACAAGGAUGUAGAGCUGGAAAAGGAAGUUGUUAACGAAAAUGAAGAUAAGAAGGGAGCAGAGGAUGCUGAUGUUAAAGAGUCCAUUCAACCUGGAGAAACUACGGAUGAGGGGAAAUCCAACACUGCUGAUGGAGAUUUGCAAGCAUCAAAAGAGAAUAUUGAUGACAAAGGAGCUGAGGGGUCUGGAGUUGUUCAGAAUAAGGAUGAAGAAAAGACUGGACAGCCAGCAGAGGAGACAAAGCAAGAAGAAAAGAUUGGACAGCCAGCGGAGGAGACAAAGCAGGAAGAAAAGAUUGAACAGCCAGUGGAGGAGACGAAACAAGAAGAAAAGAUCGAACAGCCAGUGGAGGAGACGAAGCAAGAUGGUGGAUCUGGGGAAGCAGAGAAAUCUGAAGCUGCCCCUACUGCUGAGAAAACGGCUGAAGUGGAAGGCGAAAAUAAAGAGGACGAUAACAGGAUCACCCGCGAGGCUGGAGGAGAAACCAAGGAGAAAGACGCGACAAGAGUGCACGAUGAAGCAAACUACAAGGUUCACGAUAUGAACAAGGCUGAAUCAGAGGUGACUGUGAAUGGAAGCUGAAUUGUUGAGGCCAAAGCUCAUGAAUGAAUACAAUAAACUCUUGGCUUCUGUCACUCUGACGCCUGUAGAUCUAUCUGAGGAUAACUGUAGUUUUUUUUUUUUU